This is a messenger RNA of Styela clava, 3362 nucleotides long. RefSeq lists its product as uncharacterized. Gene Ontology annotation, biological process: protein polyglutamylation; microtubule cytoskeleton organization. NCBI's taxonomy places the organism in Eukaryota, Metazoa, Chordata, Ascidiacea, Stolidobranchia, Styelidae. The record is from RefSeq and is a predicted model, not a curated record. Gene Ontology annotation, cellular component: ciliary basal body. Gene Ontology annotation, molecular function: tubulin binding; tubulin-glutamic acid ligase activity.
GUCAAUUGGGAAAAGUUUAUCGUUUGUUCCCCAGAGCUUAUGAGCUAAUAACGUCAAGUGGAUUGAGAUCGGCGAAUGCGGUUUUAAUUGAAAUUUCAGGUGGAGUGUACUUUAACUGACAAGACAGUUUAUCUAAACCUGAAACUGAAUACAAGCCAGACAUGGCCCUUUACAAAGCUGCAGAAUUUUUGUCUUUGACAACGAGCUGAACUAAAGCAACAUGCCAUUAUGGAUAAACCCGAAGAUCAGGAUUUCUUGUACAACAGUGUAAAAUGGCCAAGCUGGCACCAAAUGGUACAAGGUUAUAAAAGGAUAUUUAACAAGAUUGACGAGUAGCUUUCAGCGAAAUGGCGGGAGUGAAAGCUGCCUCAACUCCGCGAACUUCGCAACUAUUGCCCGUAAGGCGACCUAGUACAAUGUUCAAUAGAUGUAUAUCCUCGAAUAUUACGAUGGUCCAUACAGAUGAUGGAAAACCAGCUGUUAUUGCAAAGCAAAGUACAUUCAGCGUUCCAAGUUUGAAUGGACCUUAUGGAGUAUUGAACAUAACACGCGUUGAAGAGCGUUGCAGUGAUGCGGAAGUAGACGACGACGUGAUGUCAACAGUUAGUGGAUCCUCCUACACAUCCUCCUCGUGUACAAGUAUAAGUCCAAGUCCAUCAGUUCCUGUUCUUCGCGUCAAGUCUUCAUAUGCAAAAACAUCACAUGAUGCGCUCAGACUGGCUUUGCGACAAUUGGAAUGGCAGGAAAAAGCUAAACAAGAUGGAGCUUACGACUUUUAUUGGCAUGGCGUCACGUAUGAAGACACGUGCCACGACAGUGUAACAGAAGUUCACGCAGUCAACAAGCUACCCGGAAUGCUGGAAAUAUCCCACAAGGUUCAAUUAUCACGUAUUUUAAAACGAAUGCAAACGUUAUAUCCCGGAGAAUUCGACUUCUAUCCAACUUCCUGGGUUAUUCCGGAACAAUAUCAUCAGUUCAUUGGAGAAGUCGGAACUGCUGCCGGCAGUAAAAAUAAAAACGGUCGUUUUACCCCAGAUAAUAAAGUCAGAAAAUCUUCGAUACCUACGACUCCUCGCACUUUCAUCGUAAAACCGGACGCUGGAAGGCAAGGCGAUGGAAUUUAUCUGGUUACAGAUCCACGAGAUGUUCAAGCUGAAGUUGGGACAAGGCCUUCUAUUGUGCAGGAAUACAUUGAUUCGCCUUUGUUGCUUGAAGGUUAUAAAUUUGACCUUCGAAUAUAUGUUGUUAUUUCAAGAAUUGAUCCGGUCGAAAUAUAUAUUUGCAAGGAAGGCCUUGCAAGACUAUGUACGACCCCAUACGAAGCACCAACUAAGCAAAACGUCAAGAAUACCUUCAUGCAUUUAACAAACUACAGUUUAAAUAAAAACAGUGAAGAUUUUGUACAAACUGAUGCGGCAGGAACUGGUUCGAAGCGGACAUUAACGAGCGUUGAAGAGUUAUUGGAGAAGAAGGGCUAUGACGUCAAGCGAAUGCGCAAAGAAAUCAAACAACUUGCCGUCAAGACUAUUUUGGCAAUAUUGCCAGAUCUUGCAAUAUGGAGCCACGCGAGCAAUAUAACAAAAAAUACUAGAUGCUUUCAAAUACUUGGAUUUGAUGUCAUGCUCACAUCCGAGUUGAAAGCUUAUUUGUUGGAAGUGAAUGCGGCUCCUAGUUUGCGAAUUGAUGCUGUACACGAGGUUGAGCCAGACAGUGGUGUUUUUGAAACUGUAAUCAGUGCUGUUGAUGAGCAGGUCAAAGUAACUCUCAUUAGGGAUACAUUGGAAUUAGUAGCGCUUGGAGAAGAAAAUAUUGACAUGACUACAUCCUGUUUAAAGCGGAUUUAUCCGGUUAAAAAUCCGAACGAACCACCAAAAAAUUUUCAAGAGUUUCAGGAACGUAUUCGACUUUGUGACAAGCGUUGCAGAGAACAUAACACUCAUGGAGGUUCCCGGACUUCCGCAAGCCUUUUAUCUCAUCAAAUAUCAGACUUGAAAACCCGCGAAGGCACUUCUCGAGCACGAAAUCAUUGGUUUUGUAAUCGACACUGUCUGCAUUGUCAUGCAACAAUUACCAGAAAAAAGUCGAAUUCUGUUCCAUCUGUUAUAAAAUAUAGACAGGCCGGAGAUAACCCGCUUUCUUCCGAUUGGAGAUUCUUUGAUCAUCAUUCGUGUGGUUCGACGCUAUUGAAAUACGAAAGGCAACCAGUUGUAAAUAAUUUUAAACAUAAACCCGCGAAACAAAAUAGAUUCGAGACUGGCGGUACAGAUCUCGUCUCAUCUGACGAAGACGAACCGUAUAAACAAUGUUACAACUGUGGAGGAUAUCUAAACGAAGCGGUCGGUCCUGGUAUCAUAGAACAAAGAGACCUGCUUCAUUGUAAAGAAAACCUACCUGAAGUCGUGGCGCAAUCAUAUUCUUUCACACAACUUGGCACAAUUUUAGACCGAGACAAAAACAAUCCUUUACUACAUAGAGAGUUUAAGCUUACUCCAGCACACACUAGUCUUGUUUUGCCACGAUAUGAUACGAAAGAACGUGAUAAUUAUGGACAAAAAGCUUGGGCUACAGACUCAAACAAAGACCUAUUAGCAGACGAUAAGAAAAGCAAACAUCAAUGCCAGGAUAUCCAGGAGAAAAUAAUUCCCAGCAUCCCCGGAAAAAGAGGGGUUGUUGACCGUAACGCAAAAUCUUCGACAUUUUCUGGAUACCACAUGUUACUAUUGCGUAGAUGUGCCAAAAUUUUUAUUUACUUCAAUGGCAUCAAAUCAAGCUUAGCUAUGGGUGCAACAGCGUUCAGAAAUAUGGCCAGAAAGUGCAAUUUAUGCGAUCAAGGUUCUCUUCCGUCUAUUGAUAUUUUAUACAUAGACUCAUUACGACAAUGGCAAAGCUACCGGAACGCCCAUGGAACACCAUAUUACAUUCAAACAUCUGAUCAGCAAAAGGACCUAAAGAGUAAAAAGGCUUACCUGAAACAAGCCACCGGUCUCCCCUUCCAAGGUUUUGUAGACGCUAUAUUCCGGAUAGCUUCUCAACGGUAUCGAGGAGAAACAUUACGAGACAAAGUCGAAUGCUUGAUAGCAGGGUGUGAGCGAUAUAUAGCAAGUGCAAAGAAAAUUGAAAAAGCAGAGAAAUUAAAACAGCGUGAAAGAGGUGGAACUCUGAUGUCACCCUGGAAAGAUCCAGUGGAGAAAAAUAACCCGAGGCCUCGUAUAAAACCAAUAAAUAUUGGCAGUUAUCCAAAAUUAACCCGUAGAUCGAGGCGUAUAUCUCAGUAAUUUUUGCUUGUUGACCUUCGUCGUUGCCACUCAUUAAUAUAACACGUAUUGGUCAGCCUCACUUGCUUGCCAAUACAAAACAUCUAA